This is a messenger RNA of Drosophila rhopaloa, 1222 nucleotides long. Its product is annotated as probable palmitoyltransferase ZDHHC24. Gene Ontology annotation, biological process: protein targeting to membrane; peptidyl-L-cysteine S-palmitoylation. Gene Ontology annotation, cellular component: endoplasmic reticulum; Golgi apparatus. Lineage: Eukaryota; Metazoa; Arthropoda; Insecta; Diptera; Drosophilidae. Gene Ontology annotation, molecular function: protein-cysteine S-palmitoyltransferase activity. The record is from RefSeq and is a predicted model, not a curated record. Bases 48 to 890 code for a protein of 280 amino acids. The transcript has 2 exons.
UCGGCGAUCGGACCUCAUUUGUUUACCUUGGUCACAGAGAUCAGAUCAUGAGAAUCCGUAGCAAUCCACUGCCCCGCCGGCUGGUGGAUGUCUUGUGCUUUCUGAUUAUUGCAGUCUUUUUGCCGGUGGUGUUCCUCUUCGAGAUUGUGGUGGUGCUGCCCGCUUUCCACGAACCCGGUGGCUUUUUUCACACCUUCACCUUUUUGAUGGCCAUGUUCCUGGUGUUUAAUAUCAAGGGAAAUAUGAUUGCCUGCAUGAUGAUCGAUACUAGUGUGGAUGUGAAAAAGAUGGAACCGCCGGCGGAGCAUUUGGAUUGGCGGGAGUGCGGCGAGUGCCAGCGAUUAGCCCCACCCAGAUCUUGGCACUGUAAGAUCUGCAAGGUUUGCGUACUAAAGCGGGAUCACCACUGCCUCUACACGGGCUGCUGCAUUGGACUCAGAAACCAUCGCUUCUUCAUGGGAUUCAUAUUCUACCUAUUUGUGGGAUCAGUUUACGCCCUGGUUUACAACUCCAUAUUCAUGUGGAUCAUCCAGGGACACAUCUACUGCAACUGGCUAACGCUGCUCAAGCUCACCUGCCCCAUGCUGCUCUUGGUGACGGGCAGUUUCUGGAGCAACAUGUAUCUGCUCUUCUAUAGCUUGAAUGUUUUAGCCCUGGCUUAUGGAGUCCUCCUCUUGGGUUACCAUGUGCCCAUCGUUUUGAGAGGCGGGGUUUCCGCCGACCGCACAAAGGAGAGCAAGCAAAAGUACGACAGAGGAGUCUACCAAAAUCUAAGAUGUGUGUUUGGAGACCGCAUGCGUAUAGCCUGGUUAUCUCCACUGAUUCGCAGCGAUCUGCCGGAUGACGGAUACCACUGGAGUGCCACUAAGAACAUAAAAGACAAAGACUGAUUAGGACUUAGAAUUAAUAAGUGCAUGAAGCCCCAACCUGGGAAGCCCGUAGAUAAGGACUAUGACUUUUGCUACAUCUGGCUGCAUAUAUUUUAAUCUUAAGGUGGUAAAGUUGUAACCGAUUCCACCAGUGAGAAUGGAUGCCUGGCCUUUCCAUUCAAUAUGACUUUCAUCGAUGACCAAAAUCAGGUUUAUGUGGAAACCCGAGUUAGCCUGUAUAUUUGUAAAUACUUUAGUAAAUUAGCAUUACAUGUUAUGUGUUUGUACUCCACAUCUACAUUAUCACCACAUUUAUUGGAAUAUAUUUCAAUUUCAUAAAUAGGAACCGAUAA